Molecule: messenger RNA, 2400 nt
Organism: Lachancea sp. 'fantastica'
Lineage: Eukaryota; Fungi; Ascomycota; Saccharomycetes; Saccharomycetales; Saccharomycetaceae
Source: the annotation of a GenBank genome assembly
AUGAAAAGUAAUGUUUAUGUAGGCCUAAAACCUGUUUUAGGGUCAGCAACAUUAGGAGGCGAGGUGAGCCAAGACCGGUACGACUACGUGCUGCAUCCCAUCAGCAAUAGUAGAUAUCGCGAUCGUGUCAAAGUAGCGGUUCACCAGCAUUACCAGCAACCGCUGAAUGGACGAAGAGAAGCACUCGAGGUACCGCAAUUGCAAUUGCAGGAUUUGUCUGUUCCGCCUAAAUCCCCAGAGAGUGCUACACCGGGCUGCAUAGGUUUGCUGGCUUCGUGGGUGGACAUGGAGAGUGCAGAUGUCGAUGUGCAAGAACUGAGCUUCCAAGUGCUGGCUAAUGAGCAUAAUUACGCGGCUUUCGUGGGGAUCAAACAACUCAUUCUCGCACCGCCCAAAAAUCUGGCUAGUAUCAACCGAUAUGCUCUCAUGGUCGCACGUCUUCUUUCUGUCAGGGACAACAACAAUUGCAUUGAUGGCGAAGAUCCAGUUUUGUCAAUCUCGUUGCCAUUUUUCGAGGAUUCAGACCCGCUUUCCACUUGGGAACUAUGGUGUACCGUACGCAAAAUCUGUGGCUAUCAUUCAAAUUUGACCGUGUCGUUGGCUCUGCCGCGAGAUAAAGUGCCCUCCUACGUGUUACAAAGGUGGCUAGCAGAACCUGUCACUUGUCUCUUGGUUUCCUCUUCGAUAUUUGCAACAAACCAGCACAACUACCCUGUUCUCAACAAAUUCAACCAGCAGAUCAUUUUCGAAUUUCAAAAAAUUAACGGUAACUCCCAAACUAAGCUGUCGGAGCUAUGCGUUAUCCUUCAUGGUGUUGAAAAAUACGGAUUUCAAGUCAAAGGCGGUGAAGUUGCGUACCUGGAGUACAUCAACUAUCUUCUCAAGCGAGGUGACAAGCUCAUAUUAACAAACCCCAGCAUGCAUAAAUUUGCCGAACCACGACUAAUGCCACCGCUGGACCCAUUCUCUACUGAAAUAUCAAACGCUGUUUACCAUACUUUCGAACAAGACAAAACCAAAUACCAAAUGUACGGCAAAGCCAUCAGAAAAGCGUUAAAAAAAUUGAUAGCGGAUGGUAUAAUGGGUAGCCGGAGCUCUUCUAGAUUGAUUAUUUUAAUUGCUGGAGCAGGAAGGGGACCUCUGGUAGAUGAGGCUUACAUGGCUAUUAAGGAGUUGAGAGUUCAAUAUUAUAGCAUAAUUGCUUUGGAAAAGAGUUCGCGGGCGGCACUUUACUUGCAGAAAAGAAAGCAUGAAUACUGGAAGGACUCUGUAGAAAUUGUCAAAGAUGACGCCUGCUCGUGGAGAAGCGAAAUCAAGAUUGAUUUGUGCAUAAGUGAGCUCCUCGGUUCAUUCGGUUGUAACGAGCUAGCUCCAGAGUCUCUGCUAAACGUGGAGAAAUACAGCUGCAAGGAUACGACGGUUUUCAUACCGCAAAGCUACUCCUCUUUUGUGGCACCGAUUUCAGCACCAUUGCUGUUUCAAACUCUGAGUAAAAUAAACAUGCCCGAUGCCUUCGAAAAGCCAUGGAUUAUUCACAACAUCCCCCAUUGCAUUACUUCCACCAAGUUAAACGAGAUUUGGUCGUUUCAUCAUCCACUGGCAGACUCAAAGUUGACCAAAUCGGCUGUGACUGAUUUCAAAAUUAAAAAUAAAUGUGAAGUACAUGGUUUACUAGGACUUUUCAAGGCUACUCUCUUUGAUGACAUCUGCUUGUCUAUUUUACCAGACGGCUCCACUCUUAAAAUGGCGGGACCCCUUCAUGAUGCAAAUGACAAUGCAGGUUUAUAUGCCAAAGGUGAGCAUACCCCGGAUAUGAUGUCGUGGUCACCUAUUGUUUUCCCUCUCAAGCAGCCGUUCUUCAUAUCUGAUGACAGUGAGCUUGAGCUUUUCAUGACGAGGAAUCAUGAUCGAGUAAGUCACAAGUUCUGGUAUGAAUGGUCUGUGAGCUCGUUCGUCUAUUUAGUUAUGGCCGAAAACAAAGCGCGAUCUCUGCAAUCUGCAAAGCAUGGCGCUGCUAAUACAGCAUUGCAGACAAGUCAACCUAACAAUCGUUUUGCAUCGCCCCCUGCUGUAGACAUUCAUAAAGCAUUCGAUCAAUUCCAAUCGACUUCCGGCACCCUGCCGGACGAAAAUCAACAAACAGUAAGCGAAGAUUAUGAUAUGUUUGAAAACUCAGGUAGUGAAAGUGGUUUUAUGGACGGUCAUCAUGGUGGAUGGAAGAGUGUGCACGAUAUUCACGGUCUAGGUUCUAAGAACCCACCGGUCUUUGAUUUGCAACAGUCAUCCCAGAAUUCGAUAGAUCAGAGUCCAACUUUUGAGGAGUUACAUGUUAGAGUGAGGACAGGCUCGACAGAAAUGCAAAAUGUUGCUGGCAGAUUUUCUUGGAUAAACUUGAGGUAG